Molecule: messenger RNA, 651 nt
Organism: Lachancea fermentati
Lineage: Eukaryota; Fungi; Ascomycota; Saccharomycetes; Saccharomycetales; Saccharomycetaceae
Source: the annotation of a GenBank genome assembly
AUGACACCUAGAGUAACUGUUCUGAUCUCAGGAUCUGGAUCUAAUUUACAAGCUCUUAUUGAUGCAAAAGCUAGGGGUGAUUUAGCAUGUGAUAUAGUGCGUGUAAUCUCAUCAAGUAAAAAAGCAUACGGUUUGGAAAGAGCGGCGAAACACAACAUCCCAUCAACGGUCCAUUCGCUGUAUAAGUAUACCAAGGACUUGCCAAAGGAAGACAAAACUGCACGGGAAGCAGCUAGAAAGCAAUUUGAAAUUGAGCUGGCGUCUGCUGUCCUGGAAGAUAAGCCAGAUUUAGUGGUUUGCGCAGGUUGGUUAUUAAUAUUAGGUAGUGAGUUUUUGAAGCGCCUCCAGAGUAUCCCAAUCAUAAAUUUACAUCCAGCACUUCCAGGUGCCUUCGAUGGUACUACGCAUGCGAUCGAGAUGGCAUGGAAAAAAUGUCAGCAAGAUGGCCGUCCUUUAAAAGCUGGAUGUAUGGUUCACCUUGUCAUUGAGGAAGUUGAUAGAGGAGAGCCCGUUGUCAUCAAGGAACUAGAGAUUGUUCCGGGCCAGGAGAGCCUAGAGGACUACGAAAAUAGAGUUCACGCUGCUGAGCACAUCGCCAUCGUUGAAGGCACCAGAAAGAUUCUGGGACAAGCCAAUGUUGUCAAAAACUAA